GACUGAGCUGGCAGCCGCCGGUCAAUCUUGAGCCCAGUCCGCCGGCCCAGUCCAGCCCAGUCGGUCGAGACGUUGACGUCGGGACGGAGAGGGUGCACUGUGGGACUCGCGCCACUCGCCCACUCGUCGACCUGAGGGACAACGCGCGCCGCGUGGAGCGUGACGGAGACGGACGGACAGCCUCGCGUGGACGACGCAGACCCAGACAGAGACAGCGGCAACAAAGGCGACAUGCAGCUGCUCGACGAGGGCCAGGCGGCGCCCGGCCAGGGCCAGCACCCUCCCACGCACCACGACAACAACAACGUGGUCAACGGCCUGGAGGCCGUCAAGUUGCGGAGCACCGGUAGCGAAUACCUUCCCAACGGGCGGCUCUCUCCCGCCCGCGACCGGUCCCCCAUUCGGAGGGACCUGGGCCGCGACAACGUCGCCAUGUCGCCCCAAGUCUACAACAAACUCAAGACGAUGACGUCGGCGGUGCAGGCGGCCGAGGACCAGAUCCGCGACCUGCGAGCCACCCUACGGGACACGCUCCGCGAGAACCGGCCGUCGCUGGUGCCCGAGACGGGGGCGGUGGCGACGUCGUGGGGCACGCGGCGGCAGGCCAACGGGCACGCCAACGGGUACACCAGCCUCAACGGCAGCCCCAAGGACAAGGGCAGCGCGCCCGCCAGCCCCGGCAAGAACGCCAAGAAGCAGCUCCGCGACAAGGAGUUCGCCGUCCGCAACUCGCCGCUCACCGACCUGUUCGCCGUGAACCACAUCAGCACCAUCUACCACGUCGCCGUGGUGGUGCUCAUCAUCCUGGUGCUCAAGACCCUGGUCGACGACCUGGUGGCGCACGGCACGAUAAACAUGAGCGUGGGGCUCAUCUGGCACUGCUUCGGCGGCUUCCACCGCGUCAUCACCAUCUGGCUCGUCAUGAUGCUGGCCACCAUGGUCCAGUACGUGGCCUUCACCAACUGGGCGCAGCGGCGGCAGCACUUCCCCGUCCUGGCGCGGCGGUGCUGGGACUGGGCCUUCUUGGCGGCGCUGCUGGUGUUCGACGCGGCGCUGCUGACGCUGCCCGUGCUGCGCAUGCUGCACUACGCCAUGCCCUUCGCGUCGUCCUUCGCCCUGCUCACCGAGGCCGUGCGCCUCCUCAUGAAGACCCACGCCUUCGUGCGCUCCAACACCCCGCGGGCGCUGACGGACGGCAGCUGUCCCGGGUUCUCGCACUACCUGUACUUCAUGUUCGCGCCCACGCUCGUGUACAGCGACAACUACCCCAGGACCCCCUCGAUUCGCUGGCGCGUGGUGGCGUGCCACAUGCUGGAGGUGGUGGGCUGCGUCUUCUACUGCAGCUUCUUGGCGGAGCGCUACAUCCUGCCGCUGUACCGCGACUUCGGCAACCACCCCGUGGUCCCGCUGGAGGUGUUCUCCAACGUGAUGGCCGCCGUGCUGCCCUCCGGGCUGGCGUUCGUGUGCAGCUUCUACCUGCUGCUGCACUCGUGGCAGAACGCCUGGGCCGAGAUGAUGCGCUUCGGCGAUCGCAUGUUUUACAUGGAUUGGUGGAACCAGGGCUCGUUCUCGGCUUACUACCGCACCUGGAACGUGCUGGUGCAGGACUGGCUCUACUCGUACAUCUACAAGGACGUGGUGCACAUGGGCUUCGGCGGCGUGCCGGCGCGCUUCGCCAUCUUCGGCAUCUCCGCCGUGAUGCACGAGUUCAUCCUGGGCUUCACGCUGCGCUUCUUCUACCCCGCGCUCUACGUCUUCUUCGGCAUCAUCGGAUUGCUGCUGUCCUUCUUGUCCGUGAGCCAGGACGGCUCCUCUGCGGUGGGCAACAUCGGCCUGUGGUUGUCUCUGUUCCUGGGUGACGGCAUCCUGGUCAGCUUGUACAUGAUGGAGCACUUCGCACGGGAAAACUGCGCACAAGUUAUAGAUUCAUCUUGGGAUUUGUUCGUCCCACGGUCCUGGAACUGCACAUCCCUGCUAGGUCAGACAUCAUGAGUAGUUUGCCUGUAAGUUAAGCAUUGUAUUACACUUUUCUGACUAUUUGUCAGAUAAAGUAACGAUUAUAAGACUGACUAUAAAGAUCGGGGUCUGAGAAUAAAUCUGCCAUUUGGUGUGUAUGCGACACAUUAGAAAUUAGGUUGUUGUCCAGGUUGAGAUUGAAUAACCUGUUGUUCACAUCAAGUCAAUGCAAUUAUUUUCUCGUUGAGGAAUUCUGUAUGGCUACACUGCUAUCCACUGCAUUUUGUGAUAUUUGCGUUUUUGAUGUCUUUAUUGAUUGUCAAAAGACAAUUUUUCUGUUGCCAAAUUUUCUGACUUGAUAUUUUUUAAUGUUUUUCUCCUGAUUUUUUUAAUUUGCUUAGAGGUUUAACUGUAUUUUAAGUUUCAUUUAUUGCUGUAUUUUAUGUCUUUUAUUCCUGUUAAGAUUCAUAGAAAUGUAUGAUUAUUUUGUUACUC
Messenger RNA from Thrips palmi, 2451 nucleotides. Its product is annotated as sterol O-acyltransferase 1-like. Gene Ontology annotation, cellular component: endoplasmic reticulum membrane. Bases 232 to 1992 code for a protein of 586 amino acids. The transcript is spliced from 9 exons. NCBI's taxonomy places the organism in Eukaryota, Metazoa, Arthropoda, Insecta, Thysanoptera, Thripidae. Gene Ontology annotation, biological process: cholesterol metabolic process. The record is from RefSeq and is a predicted model, not a curated record.